UUUAGAAAUAGAUAAGAUUGAAAGCCACAUGUCGCUAUUACGGAAAGGUGGCCAACUGUUGAAUUCAGUCCCGUGUUCAGCAGCCAUGAUACGCGCAUGUAUUUUCGGUCUCCUUAUUGGUGUUUCACAGGCAUUCCUGUUCGAUUUCGGAACCAGCAACUGGAAUGGUCUUAAAGUGACGUGGGACGCCAACAUCUUCAGCUCCCGGGCCUUCAGCAGCCUCCCCAGGACGGAGUCUGACGCCAAGCGGGCAGGGUUCACCAUGAUCUCAGACUGUGGAGCCAAAUCAAACUUCGCCGGCAAGCGUUAUGUGUUGUCGGGCGACACCGCCGUCGUGCUGUUGUAUGACGUCAACGGCUACAUAGCCGGGAUCCAGGCAGGGUUCCCUGCAACACUUCAGAACGGCUACCCCCACGCUCCUCUGAAGAACCACCCUUUUGUCAUGUCCGACGGGAAACAAUACAUCACAGCCUACUUCGUGGAUCCAAGCACAAUCUGCAGCAAGGGCAGGACCAGCAAUUUGUUUAACUCGGAGGGUACCGGAACUGACCUCUUUAUCCAGAAUGGCACCACCCCCUCCCAGAUACUGAAGAUACCCCACAAGGAGACCGACGUGCAGAAGACAAUGUGGACCAAGGGUCAUUGCUUCCCUACCAUGGGGGUGCACUAUUGGUACAACAUACGGAAGGACAUGAGCUGUGAUGAGUUCUACCCUGUAUUCCUACUCUACAAUGGCGGAAAACUGAACGCUUUCGGAUGGGCUUUCAACGCCGACCUGUCUUCCACUCGCUUCGAACAUCCACCAUUGCUGUCAUUUGGGGCCUUCUUGAACCCAGUACCCGACUGUCUGAGCAAGGAGGGGCGUCUCUCAACCAUGCACAUCUAUCUUACAAGCCGCCCGGAGCUGGACACAUGUUGAUUGGUCAACAACGUAUCACGUGGCCAAGGAAAACCUUUUUCUCAGGCACACAUUGUACACGUUCAGCAAUAAAGGUGUUUGGUAUGGUAUACAAUAAA
Molecule: messenger RNA, 1017 nt
Organism: Haliotis rufescens (red abalone)
Lineage: Eukaryota; Metazoa; Mollusca; Gastropoda; Lepetellida; Haliotidae
Exons: 8
Coding region: 29-919 (296 amino acids)
Source: RefSeq, a predicted model, not a curated record